CUUACAGGAAGAAGUAGGUCCAAAUUGCUUAAAAUUGAAUAAUUAGGACAAAAAUGUACACAAUUAAAAUAUUUCUUUUUAUUGUUCCUCUAGUAAUUUCAUCCAGAAUUGAUACAGACAAUUCAUCAUUUGAUUCUGUAUCUUCAGAGCCAAAAUCAAGAUUUGCUAUGUUAGAUGAUGUCAAAAUUUUAGCCAAUGGCCUCCUUCAGCUGGGACAUGGACUUAAAGAUUUUGUCCAUAAGACUAAGGGACAAAUUAACGACAUAUUUCAGAAACUCAACAUAUUUGAUCAAUCUUUUUAUGACCUAUCACUUCAAACCAACGAAAUCAGAGAAGAGGAAAAGGAACUAAGAAGAACUACAUCCAAACUACGAGUCAGAAAUGAGGAGGUGAAGAAUAUGUCACUUGAACUCAACUCCAAACUUGAAAACCUACUAGAAGAGAAAACUGCACUUCAACAAAAAGUCGGUGCUUUGGAGGAGCAGCUAAUGAAUUUAAUUCAAAGUCAACCUGGGACUCAGGAGCACCCAGAAGUGACGUCACUUAAAAGUUUUGUAGAACAGCAAGAUAACAGCAUCAAAGACCUCCUCCAGACUGUGGAAGAGCAAUAUAAACAAUUAAGUCAACAGCACAGCCAGAUAAAAGAAAUAGAAAACCAGCUCAGAAAGACUGGUAUUCAAGAACCCACAGAAAAUACCCUUUCUUCUAAAUCAAGAGCACCAAGAACUACUCCCCCUCUUCAACCGAAUGAAACAAAAAUUAUAGAACAAGAUGACCUUCCUGCUGACUGCUCUGCCAUUUAUAACAGAGGUGAACAUACAAGUGGCGUGUAUGCCAUUAGAACAAGCAACUCUCAAGUGUUUAAUGUGUACUGUGACACCCAAUCAGGUAGCCCAUGGACAUUAAUUCAACACCGGAAAGAUGGGUCACAAGACUUCAACGAAACAUGGGAGAACUACAAAAACGGUUUCGGAAGAUUUGACGGAGAAUUUUGGCUGGGCCUAGAGAAGAUCUAUGCCAUAGUAAAACAGUCUAACUACAUCUUACGACUUGAGCUCCAAGACUGGAAAGACAGCAAGCACUAUGUCGAUUAUUCCCUGCACCUGGGAAGUCAUGAGACCAACUACACGCUACAUCUGGCCGAGACUGCUGGCAAUGUCCCCGAGGCACUCCCGGAACACAAAGAUCUGAUGUUUUCUACAUGGGAUCACAGAGCAAAGGGGCAGCUCUACUGUCCAGAAAGUGACUCAGGAGGCUGGUGGUGGUAUGACGUAUGCGGAGAAAACAACCUAAACGGUAAAUACAACAAACCCAGAGCCAAAUCCAAGACAGACAGGAGAAGAGGGAUCUACUGGAGGUCUCAGAACGGAAAAUUACACUCUAUCAAAUCAUCCAAAAUGAUGAUUCAGCCCACCGAUUUAGAAAGCUUUGAAUGAAAUAAGACAAAUUAAAAGGCCAAUAAAUUAAAUAUUAAAGUCCUCCCAGAUUACUGUAGUAUAAUAAUCUGGUAUUAAAUCUUUAAUGGAAA
This is a messenger RNA of Microtus oregoni (creeping vole), 1528 nucleotides long. It is a transcript of the gene Angptl3, whose product is annotated as angiopoietin like 3. Gene Ontology annotation, biological process: triglyceride homeostasis; phospholipid homeostasis; phospholipid catabolic process. Lineage: Eukaryota; Metazoa; Chordata; Mammalia; Rodentia; Cricetidae. Bases 54 to 1436 code for a protein of 460 amino acids. The record is from RefSeq and is a predicted model, not a curated record. The transcript has 7 exons.